Molecule: messenger RNA, 1452 nt
Organism: Teleopsis dalmanni
Lineage: Eukaryota; Metazoa; Arthropoda; Insecta; Diptera; Diopsidae
Exons: 1
Coding region: 1-1452 (483 amino acids)
Source: RefSeq, a predicted model, not a curated record
AUGUAUGUAAAAAUAGAAACGGAACGUUUAACAUUCAUUAGGUUGAACCAAGCCAAACUGCGUUCUGAGGAGUACAUCCAUUUACGUGAUGCAGUUAGUACUGAAGGAAAUGCAGCCAAUAUUGGUCAAUUAACUAUUCUGCCGGCGACAUAUAUUGGUAGUCCACGUCAUAUGCAUGAAUAUGCACAAGAUGCAAUGACAUAUGUUCGUCAUUACGGUCGGCCCGAUCUCUUUAUUACUUUUACCUGUAAUCCAAAAUGGGUAGAAAUUACUCAAUUGCUGCUUCCAGGACAAACGUCAAGUGAUAUCACAGCACGUAUAUUCAGGCAAAAAAUUCGGUUCCUGAUGAACUUUAUUGUUAAACAACGCGUCUUUGGAGAUACUCGGUGCUGGAUGUAUUCAAUCGAAUGGCAAAAGCGAGGCCUGCCGCAUGCACACAUUCUUAUUUGGUUAGUGGAAAGAAUUCAGCCUGACCAAAUAGAUGAUAUCAUAUGUGCCGAGAUUCCAGAUUAUGAAGUCGAUCCAGACCUACAUGAUGUUGUUACUACUAAUAUGAUUCAUGGACCGUGUGGUGCCAUCAAUCCCCAAUCACCUUGCAUGGUUGAUGGAAAGUGCUCUAAACGAUAUCCACGGAAAUUAACGGCGGAGACUGUCACUGGCAAUGAUGGUUAUCCGCUGUAUCGGCGUCGAUCACCAGAUGGCAACGGUCGAACUGUCACAACGAAAGUGAAAAGAAUGGAUUUCGUUGUCGACAACAGUUGGAUUGUUCCAUAUUCGCCACUUAUUUCUAAAUCGUUCAAGACACAUUGCAACGUUGAAUACUGCAAUUCAGUUAAGUCCAUAAAAUAUAUUUGCAAAUAUGUCACGAAAGGCAGUGAUAUGGCGGUUUUUGGAUUACAAUCCUCGAAUACCAACGAUGAAAUUUCACGCUAUCAAGUUGGUCGUUAUGUGAACUGUAAUGAAGCGAUUUGGCGUAUAUUCGCAUUUCCCAUUCACGAACGUCAUCCUACUGUUACGCAUUUGGCGGUGCAUCUGGAGAAUGGUCAACGAGUAUAUUUCACGGCUUCGAAUGCUACGCAACGUGCUGAAACACCUCCAGCAACUACAUUGACCAGUUUUUUUGCAAUCUGCCAAAGCGAUCAGUUUGCACGAACUUUGAUUUACUCGGAGAUGCCACGUUAUUAUACUUGGAAUGCUUUAUCGAAGAAUUUUCAAAGACGGAAGCAAGGCGAUGCGGUUCCUGGGUAUCCAGAUGUGCGUUCUACUGAUGCUCUUGGUCGUAUGUAUACAGUUCAUCCAAAGAAUAAUGAAUGUUUCCAUUUGCGGUUGUUGCUGGUAAAUGUGCGUGGGCCAACGUCAUUUGAGUCACUACGAACUGUUAAUGGUGUAAUAUACCCAACAUAUCGUGCUGCAUGUGAAGAAUUGAAGUUAUUAGAAAACGAUAGUCAUUAG